Messenger RNA from Phoenix dactylifera (date palm), 5206 nucleotides. RefSeq names its product histone acetyltransferase HAC1-like. Gene Ontology annotation, biological process: positive regulation of transcription by RNA polymerase II. Gene Ontology annotation, molecular function: zinc ion binding; chromatin DNA binding; histone acetyltransferase activity. Lineage: Eukaryota; Viridiplantae; Streptophyta; Magnoliopsida; Arecales; Arecaceae. The record is from RefSeq and is a predicted model, not a curated record. Gene Ontology annotation, cellular component: transcription regulator complex; histone acetyltransferase complex.
AAGCGCUUCCCGGUGCGUGCUGCGCGAGGAGACCGGCCCUUUAAACCCUAAAACCUCUUCCAUCGCCUCCUCUAAUCUCCGUCAAACCCUAAUCCGGUGCCGCCGAGCGAAAUCCUGUCCUCAAUUCGGGUCAUGAUUCCUCUCCCAAGGUGACUAAGUAGCUAUGAUGGCUGAGAUCUCGCAUGAGAGGGCUUCGACAAAUUUGCCAGAUCAAGACAAUCGGGGCAUGCCAGGUCCUGUCUUCUGUCACAAUGGCAACACUUUGCGAUCUCUUUUACAGGUUGGAGGAGAUAUUCUGCGUUUGUGGGAUAUGCAUCCUGAGACGUCCACCGUACGUGCCAUCAUACGUGGUAAAAUUUUAAAAUAUUUAAACAAGAAACCAUACUGUUAUGGAUGGGUGGAGAACAGAGAAAAACUUGCCCAAGUUUUGGACGAAAAACUUUUUGCAAGAGCUGAUUCGCAGUUGCAUUAUAUGAAUCUGAGUACACUGGAAAGCAGACUGGAUGAUUUGCUUAGGGAUGAAAGAAAAGAUGCAGCUUGCCAUGUUUCUUCAUCAUCAAUAGGCUCAACGACAUGGAGCUCAGAAAUGCCACAAAAUAUAGAAGCAUCUUCUCCAGCUCCUUUCCAUAACACAGGAUAUCAACCUAAUGAACACCAUCGCAUAGUUGCCAGCGUGUCUCUUGGUUCUGAUGGGAAUGCUAUACCUUGGCCAGAAGGUAUACCAGGACCUCACAUUUCCAAACCAGUGUACGCAUCAUCUAGACAUGGUACCGGGCAUAGUGAUUCCAAUGAUGAUGUUGGGAUGUCACCAAAGCAGUAUACUGGAUGCCACAACAACCUUGUGUUAAAUAGCCUUGGUGAUAAAGCGAGGCCUAGCAUGUCUGAGAUUCCUUCUUACAGAAUUGCUAAUGGAGUUCUCAAUGCUGGGCUAGUUCAUCCCAGAAAUGUUGUUGAAGCAAAUGAUGAAGCAGCAGCAUCUGAAGGAUGCAUGGAGUCCCGUUUCUAUGGGGAUAUGCAUUGGAUGCCUGAUAGCAAAUCAUCUCCUUCUGGAAUGUCAGAUAUACCUCUAUCAUCUUUUGGUUUGAGUGGGAAUUAUGGAAUAAUGAGCCCAUCAUGUUUGGAAUAUAAGUUGGCAAUAAACUCUGGAGGUCUGCAUUCUUAUUCAGAUCUGCAACAGUUGCUACCGGUAUCUCAAAAAAGCCUUGUUGAAUCACUUCAUAUGGGCACUAAGUCACAUUCUUCAGAACAGGAAAAUAUUCUUCAGAAUAAGCAACUACACAAGGAAUCCCAACAGUCCUGUCAAUGGUCUCAUCUGCCACAAAAGCUGUUUGAUCAGCUUCAGCUUGUUCAAAAUGAUCAGUAUUUUCAGCAGCAACAAGUGUUGACAGAUAACGGGACUUCAGGUAUCCUGCAGUCAGAAAGCUUUCUAAAUGGGCCAGUUCAGACGAACAGUUACAGUUUAGCAGGAGAGGUGCCACUGCAACGUCCGAGAGAACAGGAUGUAACUGUGCAAAAACAAACUCCAUAUUCUUUUGAGAAACCUACAAGAUUUCAGCUUUCUUGUUCUAAUGGGGUUGCAGCUGACUGUCAAUCUGAAUUUCCACAAGGGGAUAGGGAGUACCAGAAGAUACACAGGAUUCUAUUUUUAUACGACCAUGUCAUGACUUGUUUGAGUGAAGAGAAAUGUAAAUCAACUCCUUGCAUGCUUAUGAAACUGAAAGUUCAGCACAUUUUCCAUUGUAAGGACAUUCACUGUACAAAACAGUGUGUUAAAUAUAAGAAGUUGUUUGAUCAUUACAGAGAGUGCCACGAAAGUUUAUGUGGUAUUUGUGCUCCUGUUAGAAUGAGAUUGAAAAAUGUUUCACAGGGCACUAUUGCUGUUACAAAGACUGCUUUUCCCACUGUUGAUACGGUAGAGUGUAAACAACCUCCAUUGAAACGUAUCAAGUCAGAUCAGUCUUCUCUCUCUUAUUCUGUGCAAAGUGAAACUUGUUGGUUAUUAUCACCAGGCAUGGGUUGCACCCAUCAAUCUCCCCAGGAGGUGCUCCAAGCAUGCCAUGAUGUGAGCAUGUCUGUUAAUAGUAUCAAAACAUAUACUGAGAGUAGAAAGUCAAUAUCAGAGGCAUCUGCAACUUCCUCUUUGGAGAACCAGGCGAACUCAUGUGAGACUAAGUUUGAGGAUCCAAAGGUGGCCACUAAGGUACAUUCUGGUGUUGAGCCUGUUAGUGCAGGACAGAUUGUUUCUCAUUGUGAACAAGAUCACGCAGAGGUUCAGAUUGAGGCUGCUAAGGUUGAGCUGGAGGCAGAGAGUAAGGUUACUGCAUCAUCAGUUCUCGAUGCGAUAGGAACAAAGCUGGGAAAGCCAAAGCCAAGAGGUGUUUCACUACUUGAUACAUUCACUCCUGAAACAAUUAGGGAGCACAUCAGGAGUCUUGAGCAAUGCAUUGGUCAGAGCAAACCAGAGGCAGAAAAGGUUGAAGGGGUGGAACUCUCGGUGGAUCAGAAUUCGUGCAGCUUGUGUGGGAUGGACAAACUUCUUUUUGAACCACCUCCUAGAUAUUGUGCAUCUUGUUCUAAGCAAAUUAAUCCUAAGGGAGUGUAUUACUCUACAAGAAAUGUCAACAUGACAAUUGGAAGUGAUGCGAGGAUCUCUUUUUGUAGUAAAUGCUACAAUUGUUCUGGUGACAAUGUCAAGAUUGGUGGAGAAGAUAUUCCAAAGUUGAAUUUGGAGAGGAAAUGGAAUUAUGCUGAAACAGAUGCUGAAACUGAAUGGUGGGUCCAAUGUGAUAAGUGCCUAGCUUGGCAGCAUCAAAUCUGUGCUCUUUUCAAUGGCAAAAGGAAGGAGGCACUGCAAGCUGAGUACACUUGCCCAAAUUGCUUGUUACAACAACUAGAACGCGGUGAACAAGAGCCCUUAGCACCAAGUAUGGUUCCUGGGGUAAAGGACUUGCCGACAACCAUGAUGAGUGACCAUAUAGAGCAAUGGCUUUUCAGGCGCCUCAAAGAAGAGCGGCAAGAAAGGGCAAAUAAUUUGGGAAAGAAUUUUUAUGAGGUACCAGGAGCCGAGGGUCUCACUGUUAGAGUGGUGUCAUCAGUUGACAAGAUAUUGGAAGUGAAACAACAUUUUCAUGAGGUUUUUAAAGAAGAAAAAUACCCUGCUGAAUUUCCUUACAAAUCAAAGGCUAUUCUACUGUUUCAGAAGAUUGAAGGUGCAGAUGUUUGUCUUUUUGGCAUGUAUGUUCAAGAAUAUGGAUCUGACUGUGCACGCCCAAACCAAAGGCGUGUGUGCCUUUCAUAUAUAGAUUCUGUCAAAUAUUUCAGGCCUGAAAUAAAAUCUGUGACUGGGGAGGCAUUACGGACCUUUGUUUAUCAUGAAAUUCUGAUAGGGUACCUUGAUUACUGCAAGAAACGGGGGUUUACUAGCUGCUAUAUAUGGGCCUGUCCAUCUCUGAAGCGGGAUGAUUAUAUUCUGUACUGUCAUCCUACUACACAGAAGAUGCCAAAAUCUGAUAAACUUCGAGAAUGGUACCAGGCAAUGAUAAAGAAGGCUACAAAGCAGAAAGUUGUUGCGGAGCACUCCAAUUUAUAUGAUCAUUUUUUUGUACCUACCAGUGAAUGUAAGGCCAAAGUUACUGCAGUUCGUUUGCCGUAUUUUGAUAGUGAUUACUGGCCAGGAGAAGCAGAGAUACUUCUGCAGAAAGGAGAUGAUAGUGUUUCACAGAAGAAGGGGACAAAAGCAGCAAUUGAAAGGGCGCUAAGGGCUGCCAGACGUGAUUCUCCAAUUGGAAACCCUAAGGAUAUUCUUCUAAUGCACCAACUUGGAGAAAUCAUCCGCCCCAUGAAGGAAGACUUCAUAAUGGUCCAUUUGCAGCAUAAGUGCAAGUAUUGCUGUCGGCCUAUUGUGUCUGGAAAACAGUGGGUUUGCACUGUUUGCAAAAACUUUCAACUUUGUGAAGAGUGCCAUUACGAAGAGCAGAAUCUUGAAAAAAAGGAUAGGCAUCCUGUUACUGCAAGAGAAAAACACUCGUUUGAAUUAGUUGAGGUGGAAAAGGCUCGUGCAGAUACAGACGAUAAAGAUGCAAUAAUACAGAGUGAAUUUUUCGACUGUAGAACUGUAUUUUUGAGUCUCUGUCAAGGCAACCAAUACCAAUUUGAUACCCUCCGUCGGGCAAAACAUUCAACAAUGAUGAUCCUUUAUCACCUGCAUACUCCGACUGCACCUGCUCUUGCAUCCUCAUGCACCAUCUGUCAUUGUGAUGUAGAUACAGCUCGGAGCUGGCAUUGCAUGAUCUGCCCCGAUUAUGAUUUAUGUGAUUCCUGCUAUCAGAGGGAAGGAACUGCCUGCCAUGAUCAUAAACUGAUAAGUCAUGCCACGAAGGCUGACAGUGGCAUGCUCCAGAAGAAAGGGGCUCAGCAAAAGGUAGCUGUGCAGAAUAUGCUUGAUGCUUUGGUGCAUGCCUCGACUUGCCGUGAGCCUCAUUGCUUAUAUCCAUCUUGUUACAAAAUCAAACUGCUCUUCCACCAUGGUAGGGAAUGCAAGACCCGUGCCAGUGGAGGUUGCCUUCCCUGCAAAAAGAUUUGGUAUCUUCUCCUGAAACAUGCACGUGUUUGCAACAAGUCAGAAUGCCGUGUUCCACGUUGCAAGGAUCUGAAGGAUCGCGCGGGGAAGAAACAGCAGCAUUCUGAUUAUCAUCGGAUAGCUGGAGCAGAGCAGAGAAUCAGGCAGAAAGAUGGAGAGGCUUCUGAGAGCAGUGAUUGACAAAGCUCGCUGUUUGAAGUUUUUAUUAGCAAGCAUCAAGUGCAGAUUCCAGAUUAUCAUUUGACUUGAAAUACCUGGAGUGGCAGUUUCAGCCCAGUUGUGUUUUCCAGGUGGACAGGCACUAGUGACUAGGUCCUACUGGAUGGCUGGAGUCAUGGAGAGUGAAGCAGCUUGAAAUUGAGGUUAAUUUAACCAAUUGUGUAGCUAUUUUGGUAAAGCAACGAAAUCUUUUUCGUGGACUCAAUCAUAAGCCCUAGAGCACGGGAAUGAAUGUAGAGGAAGAGACGGCAAGGUGUUCUUUCAGCUUUCAAAAUUAUACAGCAAAUUGUACAAAUUAAUUCUUAUAGCAUAUGUGGUUGUAUUGUAGCAUUCUUUUUGUGUAACGAAUAAAUUAAGGAAUAAUUAAUAGUAUUUAAAUAAAAGGAGAAAAAUCGUUUGCUGCAAUCA